AUGGCGUGGAGCAGCAAUAUGUCAAGCUUUCUACUGAUGUUGCUGAUUCUUAAUUCGACCCAUUUCUGUCUAAUGGCUUAUGGUAGACCAGAACCAAAGUCGGUCGAAUUCUCCAAGAGAGGAGAUCAAGAUCAGAAGAUGAUGAUGAGAGGUCUAAUAGGAUCAAGCCCACCAAGGUGUGAAAGAGUGAGAUGUCGUUCGUGUGGUCACUGUGAAGCAAUCCAAGUUCCUACAAAUCCUCAAACAAAGCUUCACUCUCCUUCUUCUUCUUCUUCCUCUGAGGUUAUUAAUCUUGAUUACAUCAGAGGAGACGAUAGUUCGAAUUACAAACCCAUGAGCUGGAAAUGCAAAUGUGGUAACGCUAUCUAUAACCCUUGA
This is a messenger RNA of Microthlaspi erraticum, 378 nucleotides long. Lineage: Eukaryota; Viridiplantae; Streptophyta; Magnoliopsida; Brassicales; Brassicaceae. The record is from the annotation of a GenBank genome assembly.